GUCCUGCUGAUCCACUCGGUCGUGAUCCAGGUGCCGAGCACGGAGCCCUUCCGUAGCGCGAUGUAUGCCACCAGGGCUGUCCUCAUCUUCGGUGCCAUUUGUCAGACCAUCGAUGUCGCGGCUUACCUGGGCGGCUACGCCACCUCGGAUUCCGGCUUACUGAGGACAGCAUUGACGAAAGCCCACGUCCUGGAAA
This is a messenger RNA of Symbiodinium sp. CCMP2456, 196 nucleotides long. Lineage: Eukaryota; Dinophyceae; Suessiales; Symbiodiniaceae. The record is from the annotation of a GenBank genome assembly.